Molecule: messenger RNA, 1368 nt
Organism: Sabethes cyaneus
Lineage: Eukaryota; Metazoa; Arthropoda; Insecta; Diptera; Culicidae
Gene: ppk9
Product: sodium channel protein Nach
Exons: 6
Coding region: 1-1368 (455 amino acids)
Biological process (GO): sodium ion transmembrane transport
Cellular component (GO): membrane
Molecular function (GO): ligand-gated sodium channel activity
Source: RefSeq, a predicted model, not a curated record
AUGCGGUUCAUUAGGCACAUUCAAACAUUUAUUUUGAAGCUACUGGGAGCGACUUCUGCCCACGGUUUUCAAUACGUUGUACAAGCAGGAGUGCACAUUGUCGAGCGUGUUUUCUGGAUCUGCUGGAUAGUGGUCGGAGUAUUCGGAAUGGUUGCAUUGGCGCAGCGUACCUGGAACCGUUAUCAAACGUCGCCGGUAGUUAUUUCGAUGGACCGCAAUAUGUACCUGUGGAAUACAAGCUUUCCCAGCGUAACCGUAUGCCCUCAUCAAAGGAUCGACGAAAGUAAAGUCCAGCGCUACAUCCAACAAAAUCCAGCCAUGUUUACAACAGUUGGUGACGCAGAGGACUUUUUAGAAUUUGUCACUAAGCUGGCUAAUGCUACCUACGACACUUUUGUUGACUUACCGAUGCAUAAAACGUUUGGAAUUGCCAGCGCAGAUUAUUUGGACUUGAUUCGCAAUUUAUCUCGUCCGUUUCUGCCCCAAAUUAGCAGCGCAACCAUCCUGCCUCUACGAGGGCAAGAGACAAUUACCGAGUUGGGAAUAUGUAUGACAGUUAAUUCUAAAGUAGCCGAUUACAAUACUUAUCAAUACUGGCAGAGUAACCGCUGGGAUUUGUUACCCGAACCGCAGACUGCUGUGGUCCACCCACUGGAUGGUGAAGUGUAUGGUCAGCUAAUCAAGCUGGAAAGUUCCUACGAAGUGUACUUUCACGGAUACAUGGAAGUUCCUGAUAUUUCCAAACAACGCUACCUUUUUCUAGGAGGCUUCUAUACAACCGUUGAGCUACUGGCCCUCGAACUUAUCACAUCUUCCGCUGUUAAAGAAUUAUCAGUAUCUCAAAGACAAUGCCGAUUUUCGUUCGAGGCUGAUGGUUUGGAAUUUAGUCCAAUUUACAGUUACAAUCUGUGUCGAAUUGAAUGUCGAAUGAGACUGGCAGUGCAAUACUGCGGUUGUAUUCCUCAUUUCUACCGGAAUCAAGGAAAACGGGGAAAUAUUCGAUACAAAAUAUGCGAUUUUGAAGGAUACCGCUGCUUGGGUUCAAAUUCAGAUGCACUAAUAACGCUGCGUCACGGAAACAAACCUAUCGACUGCCAAUGUGUUCCCAACUGCGAUUUUUCUAAUUUCUUCGUGCAGGCAUAUAAAUCAAGGGAAUGGUUUCUCGGUGCAAACUUACAGUGGGGUCUAACUGACUAUCCCAAAAUGCAGUUACAUCGAGACAUAAUUUUUGGUUUAUCCGACGUUUUCGUCUAUAUAGGCGGCCUGGGAGGAUUUUUUCUCGGUUGCAGCUUGUUAACGUUUACGGAGUUCGUGUACUUUCUCACAUGGCGUUUAUUCACGGAAUCAAUAGCAAAAAGGCGCCAUUAA